This is a messenger RNA of Phytophthora nicotianae INRA-310, 168 nucleotides long. RefSeq lists its product as hypothetical. The record is from RefSeq and is a predicted model, not a curated record. Lineage: Eukaryota; Oomycota; Peronosporomycetes; Peronosporales; Peronosporaceae. The coding region runs from base 1 to 168 and encodes 55 amino acids. The transcript is spliced from 2 exons.
AUGCAGAACACGUCGCUUUGUGACAGCACUACCAAUCACAACAAAGACGGCAACUCGUCGGUGGAUGACGAUUGUGCAGACACGCCACGUUCCAAGCGCAAAAAAAAACAAACGGAGAGUGUUUCGAAGGAGGGCUACGUGCGUUGGCAGGCGGAAUCAAAUCAGUAG